UGCCCCAUCGUUGGUGUCAGUGGGGGGAGGAAUAGUGCCCCAUCGUUGGUGUCAGUUGGGGGGAGGAAUAGUGCCCCAUCGUUGGUGUCAGUGGGGGGAGGAAUAGUGCCCCAUCGUUGGUGUCAGUGGGGGGAGAGAAUA
Messenger RNA from Staurois parvus, 141 nucleotides. NCBI's taxonomy places the organism in Eukaryota, Metazoa, Chordata, Amphibia, Anura, Ranidae. The record is from the annotation of a GenBank genome assembly.